CGCGUCACGGGACAGAGGAGGGUCUGUCUGCGCGCUCCCGUGCGUGCCCACCCCCUGUCUAUCCGUCCGCUGCUGCUGCUCUCGGUCUAUUCGCUGACUCAGUGCCUUACAGCAGCUUCACCAUCCACCUGAGCAGAGCCACAGCUUCCCCCUGCGGACAUCACCACAUCAGCCAUGGCCAAAACAGCGACCGCGUACAAAGAGAAGAUGAAGGAGCUGUCCAUGCUCUCCCUCAUCUGCUCCUGCUUCUACCCAGAGCCACGCAACAAGCUCAUGAGUGAGUUUGAAGAUAUGGAGGUGAAACCCAUAAACAAGCGGGCCUCGGGCCAGGCCUUUGAGGUGAUUCUCAAGCCUCCCUCUCCGGUGUCAGAAAUGGCCCACAACCUCCCCUCACCCCCCAAGAGAGACAUCUCUCUGGAGGACAUUGAGAAGAAACUGGAGGCUGCUGAGGAUCGGAGGAAGUACCAGGAGGCCCAGGUGCUGAGGGCCUUGGCAGAGAAGCGAGAGCACGAGAGGGACGUGCUGCUAAAGGCCAUGGAGGAGAACAGCAACUUCAGCAAGAUGGCCGAGGAGAAGCUCCAGAUGAAGAUGGACCAGAUCAAGGAGAACCGCGAAGCGCUUAUGAUGGCCAUGAUCGAGCGUCUACAGGAGAAGGAGAGACACGCAGCCGUGGUGCGCAGGAACAAAGAGAUGAGGGAGGAGCUGACGGCAUAAGGCCCCACACGAGUCCCGACGUCUGCGGUUCAUCUAUGUCUUCUCCAUCCAGUCCUUGUCCCCUUCCUCGCCCCUCCCCCCCGCCCUCACCCUCCACUGAACAGACACCCAACCAGGAGGCCGAGAGGUUCGAGGACCUCAUCACUACAUCACAACAAAACACAACACACCACCAGUACUCACUAUUAUCAGUAUUAUCUGUGGAUACAAACAUCUGUAACACCCAUCUUGAGAAUUGAAUGGAUUCGUGGAAAAAUGCAAGAAUAUGGCUUUUGAUUUGUAAAUAUUUUUUUUUCAGAUCUAUCUAUCUAUCUAUCUAUCUAUCUAUCUAUCUAUCUAUGAUGGUAGGUGAAGUACGUACAAAUACUGUACUGUACUGCGCUGUACAAUUUCAAACAUUUAGUUUGUCAUUGAUUAUUGUUUCAGUUCUUGAAAUUUCGAAACUCUACAACCAUUUUCUUGUGAAAGCCCUCGGUGUUGUGAGUUGACUGACAGUUGCAGUUCUUUCCUGAUGAUGUCAUGACGACGAUGAUGAUGAUGUUUCUGUGUUUAGUCUCUUUUUCUUUUGUGUGUGAAGAAUGACGGUCAGUGUUCGCAGGCUUACACAGUCCUCCAGAUAAGAUCGACGCAAUCCCAUCUGUAUCUUCCUCACGCACACCCUCUCAUUUACAACACGCACGCUUGGAACUUAAUACGCCAAAACCCACAGAUUGAUAAAGUCUCCACUUCCUCCGGAAUGAGCUCGAUGAUGGACGUGAGAGGUGCUUUAUUGUUAUUAAGAAUGUCGUUGCCCAAUGGGAGCAGCCGUUUAUACUCUUGCAGAUUCCCACGCCAUUCCUCGAUCGCUCCAUCUUCGGCUUAAUCAAAAAGCUCCGUGACGUACACAUAGUACUUUUAGGAUUAAUCUCAUGAAUGUUACGACACCAGACUGGUACCAUGCAUAGUGUCUUGGACAGUGGAAUGUGCUCCCACCUUGAUAUUGAUAGUGAGAACAUAGCGUUUGUCUGUGUGGGUGUAUGUGAAUGCGAAUUUACCAUGAGGCAUCUUUAGCGUCUGCUCUCUUUAGGGGAUUAGCUAGAGAAUGGACGCGGGAUGCUUUACACACAGCACACUGAACUAGUCUCUUUUUAAUAUACAGUACCACUGAUAUCUGCCUGCAUCCUCUGCUGCUUGUGUUUCUCCUUCGUAUAUUUCUCUGUGAAAGCUUUGCUGAAUAAAGGUUUGGGGUUCUGUGAACAUAGCAUGCACCAUCUAAUUAAUUUCUGAGCUAUUAGAGGAGGGGGAAAUGUAAACUGCCAAAUAAAAGAACCAGUUAUCUACACAUCCCGAGAA
This is a messenger RNA of Hippoglossus stenolepis (Pacific halibut), 2046 nucleotides long. RefSeq names its product stathmin 2a (gene stmn2a). The record is from RefSeq and is a predicted model, not a curated record. Gene Ontology annotation, biological process: regulation of microtubule polymerization or depolymerization; neuron projection development; microtubule depolymerization. The transcript is spliced from 5 exons. Lineage: Eukaryota; Metazoa; Chordata; Actinopteri; Pleuronectiformes; Pleuronectidae. Bases 175 to 714 code for a protein of 179 amino acids. Gene Ontology annotation, molecular function: tubulin binding. Gene Ontology annotation, cellular component: cytoplasm; neuron projection; growth cone.